UGUUCAGUUAGUCAUCAAGUACUUAUUUAUCCAAUUAGAUUCGAUGAAAAAUAGGGAGCAAAACAAACAAGGUUUGGAUGCCCUGAUGCAGUUUUUGAUGGUAGUCGAGCAGAAGAGGAUCAUGUGUUUGUGAGAAGGACCUUCUUUUUGUUACACAUGGAGAGACUGAGUUGCACAGGUUCAUCGAUCAGAAGGCGUUCAACGAGCAUAUCAAGUCAUACAAGCCACCAUACAGAUAAUGAUGACGAAUCUGAGAGGGUUUCAGAGGCUGGAGACAUUGGGGAUAGAGCUCUUCCAAGCACCAGACUCAGUGAGAGUGGUAGUAUCCGCUCCUCUUUUGACAUCAGGCCAGAAGAAAAUGAAGUUGUUGUUUCAACUGAAGAUGAGGAAAUAUUGCACCCAAAUUCCACUCUUUCAACAGGUGCCGUAGUGGACUCUGAAGCCAUAAAUCAUGAAACUCGUAGAGGUUUGCCGAAGUUGCUGGACUAUGCUUCAUGUAUGGUUCAUUUAGCUGUUUUUGGAAUUCUUGGGGUCUUGACAAGAUAUUUACUGCAAAAAUUGUUUGGCCCUGGGGUUGGCAAUGUGACAAGCAACAAAACUCUUCUUUACCUUGACCUUCCUUCUAAUAUGAUAGGUUCAUUUCUUAUGGGAUGGUUUGGUAUUGUAUUCAAAGGAGACAUAUCUAAUGUGUCGGAGCAUCUAGCCAUAGCAAUAACAACUGGUUACUUAUUUUAA
Messenger RNA from Vigna umbellata (rice bean), 735 nucleotides. RefSeq lists its product as uncharacterized. Gene Ontology annotation, molecular function: fluoride transmembrane transporter activity. NCBI's taxonomy places the organism in Eukaryota, Viridiplantae, Streptophyta, Magnoliopsida, Fabales, Fabaceae. Gene Ontology annotation, biological process: fluoride transmembrane transport. Gene Ontology annotation, cellular component: plasma membrane. The record is from RefSeq and is a predicted model, not a curated record.